Messenger RNA from Trypanosoma rangeli, 3186 nucleotides. RefSeq lists its product as uncharacterized. Gene Ontology annotation, cellular component: nucleus. Gene Ontology annotation, molecular function: mRNA 5'-cap (guanine-N7-)-methyltransferase activity. Bases 1 to 3186 code for a protein of 1061 amino acids. The record is from RefSeq and is a predicted model, not a curated record. NCBI's taxonomy places the organism in Eukaryota, Euglenozoa, Kinetoplastea, Trypanosomatida, Trypanosomatidae. The transcript has a single exon. Gene Ontology annotation, biological process: 7-methylguanosine mRNA capping.
AUGCUAAACAUUAAUGCGAAGGCUUUUGUUCCUCAAUCUUUUGUGGAACGUGUGGUAACACCUCGAAGUGCGAUUUACCGAUACCAUUUAAUUUUACCUACGCAUAGCGUGUGUGAUACUUCUCAGGCGGAGGCGACAUUUAAUAAUCUACACACACUGUUGGCAAAGCGAUGGUUAUGCAGCUCUAUUCAGGGUGGAUUGGGUGAGGAACCUCUUCACUUAUUUCUUUCUUCUUUUUUUGAUGGUAUGGAAAAUGUUUUGUUUUCGGCAAGGAGGUUAAAUUCUUCUUCAGCUAUUCUACUUUCACGUUCUAUUUUGUCGUUGACGAGUGCUAUUGCUUCAAUCAGCGCAUUCAAUGAAGCGUCGGGUUUUUUAAUUCAUAUAGAUAUGCCAAGGGAAAGUCGUGCGGAUAUUGCUCUUCGUCUGAGAGCUGCAUGGGAUGAUUUUUUUGAGUGCGUUUGUGAGGAUUUUCGAGUUACAUCUUUUGGUUACGCUAGUGCCUCAUAUGGAAGUGUAUCAGGUGGGCGAUACGGGGGAACGUAUUGUCAUUAUUUUUUUCUUUCCCUUGCUCCUUGUAGCUCAUCAUUUGAAGCGUUAAUGAUGCAUUACACAAGGAGCUUUCCGUUUUCUUUUUUUCGAAUUGUGCAAGUAAAUGCUAUUGUACCUUUUAUAUGUAAUCCACGAAUACCAGUGGGUAUAGUGGUCUCUGUGGGGGAGAAGGCGAAGGAAAAGUUACUAUCAGAUGGAAAAUGUGAUAAGACGUUUCCCCUCUUAUUCAGUCCUUUCAAUGUGUCUGAAACAUCCGGGUCUUUGGCUGAAUUUGAGGAAUUAUUUUUAUCGUUUUUAAAAGACAGUAACACAUUUUGGGAUCGGACUUUUGUUGUUCAUAUUGACAUUCAAAUUUGCAAAAUAUCAGACCAAGAAAUUCAACCUAUUCCAGUUUGGGAUAUAAUUCAAUUUAUUGCGCACUUGAGUGAGGAUACAGCAACUAGUGUUCUGGGUGUUUCUUUCAGUGAUGAUACUAUCGAAGAAGGCAUACUAUUGAACGUACCUCAUAAAGAAGGAAACGCAUGUUAUCUGAAUGCCACUCUUAAAGGAAUAUUGGAUGAAGGCAAAUCUUUAGAUAUUUGUAAUACUUGUUAUGGUCAAAUACCAGCUUACAUUAAAAGACCGAUGACGUUUAUUCAAUUUGAAUCUGUUCACAAAGAGUUUGGGAAAUGGAUGACAGUAAAUUAUGACCCUAUCCCUCUGACACGCAUGGUGUUUGCAGAUGCAGCAAAUAACUUUGCUAAAGUAAGAUAUUACCUGAGAAAUCGGACUGUUGGUGAAAAAAUUCUUCUCAUGAUAGAUUCUCAAGGAGAUAUCUUUGCUGCGGAGCUGAGAACUGGAACUGUUUUUGCACUACCCAAAUGCUUUGGCGAUAUUUCUGGUCCGAUAAAGAACACCGUUUUUACGGCUAUGUUGACUUCUUCCUUUCGUGGAUACCUGUCAUGUAUCAUUGUGGUGGAGGAUAUUUUGAGUUUUGAGGGGAACGAUUUACGAGAAAUGAGUUUUCCUGAAAGAUGGCAGUAUGUUGAAAAAAUGUUAUUGGAUGAUCAGCUUAGUAGGCCUCAUGCAAAUAGAGAUCAGGUUGUCAUUCUUCGCACAUCUUAUGCACGUUUUGAUAAAACAGAGCAAGUGCUGAAGCAUCCACCUUUGGAACACCCAACUUUGGGAUUGGUUUUCGUUCCUCAGCUUACUCAGAAUGAAGGCAAAAAGACUUUGUUAUAUAGUUGGGUUCCUCCAGAAUCGAUAACAGCUCGAUUUCUUGUUGGUAAAAUAGAGGAAGUUCCUGACACAAAUGGUGAAAUAAAGCGUGCGUGGUUACAAGUGAGGAAAAAAGAUAAAGAGUGUGUUUUUUACAAUGAGGAGUAUGCAGACUAUUCGCUAGAUGCUCAUCGUCUUCUUGAGAGUGGCUUUGUGGUUGAAUGUUUACUUCGGAGAAGUGAUGAUGGGGCACACUGGUGGGAAAUAAUUAAGGAUUAUGAUGCAACCCAAGGAAAAUGGGCUGAUUCUUAUGAUUUUGUGGAAAAAUUGGUUCAUAUUCCAGGAUUAACAUAUGAAGAAAUGUCAUGGUUACUCAAGGCCCACUCUUUUAAGUGUGGACGUUGCCAGACUGUUAGUGAUGUCGGAAAAACUAACCCCAGACAUCAAAUGUACUGGUGCCAAAAAUGUUGGGAAGAAACAGGCCAUGGGGACUGUUUAUAUUGCGGACGUCUUUGUUGUAUGGGAAAGAUUGACGUUUGCAGUAAACGGUUUUAUUGUGAUAAUUGUUGGGGCAUUUUUUAUUCUAAAAACGUAAAUGCGGAAGUUGGAUACGUGGUUCCUCCUCCACCAAAUGCUUCCUUCCCAACUCAGGUUUUAACACGAUGUAUUUCAUUAUUGAUCGAUGUUAUUAAUCCCAGGGCUCCUACUAAUGAUGUGCUUGAGCUUUGCUGUGGGGGAGCCGUUACACGCAAAUGGAUAAAAAAUAAGUCGACUUGUUAUAUUGGCUUUGAUUUGAAAUCCAGUGUAGUAGAAGCCAUGACAGAACUUAUUUCUUCACUCCAAGAUGAAAUACCGGAUAUGUCAAAAUACGAUGUUAUAUGUGCGGACGCCUUUUCCCCGGAUUUGUGGACGCAUCAUAUCACAAAGAUUCAUUCUCGACAAUUUCAUACGAUUACAAUAUUUGCUGGAUUUCAUCAUGCCUUUGACACAGAGAAAAAAAUACGCCACUUAAUAGGUAGUAUAGCCAACACGCUGGUUCCUCAAGGGAUGUUUCUUGGAUGUUUUUUUGAUAUUAGUACAAUAUACGAAAAAGGUGAAAUCACCAAUGACUUGUUUACACUUGAGUGGAGUGAUGAUUUUCGGCCACGAAAUGGGCAUCAUUUUUUUCUUUCCAUUCAAGAUGAACCCAAGAAGAAAAUGAAUGUGAUAUCGAUCGAUUUUUUGGUUGCCGUUGCACAAGAAUAUAGACUCAGUGUAGUUCCUGAGGCAUGUUUGACCUUUUUAGAGAUUCUCGAUAAUGAUCCAAAUUUUACAAAGAAAUUUUCCAAGAGUGAAAAGGACUAUUUGUGGGCCAUGAGAGCCUUUGCAUUCCGUAAAGACGGCAGUCCACAAGUAAAUGUGUCGCACAAAGCUAAUAAUAGCAAUGACGAAGGGAGAUAA